Microthlaspi erraticum is the source of this 4779-nucleotide messenger RNA. NCBI's taxonomy places the organism in Eukaryota, Viridiplantae, Streptophyta, Magnoliopsida, Brassicales, Brassicaceae. The record is from the annotation of a GenBank genome assembly.
AUGGAUCAAUCGCAGCGCACAGUCGCUGCUGCUACGCCUUCGUCUUCUCGAUCAUACCAGUUCCACCCUGCGCGUGUCGCAAUUAUCGAUCUUUUCAAUCUCUACUUAGGAAGAGGAAACCGCCAAAAGCCCGAUGAAUCCGCCAGAGAUCCUCCGAACAAAUCCCAGAAGCGUGUUCACGCUCCUAACAGAGACUCACCUCCGAGAAACGAGCAAUUCAUUUCCGAUUUCGAGCAGCUUCAGAGCCAAUUCGAUGAUCCAGACCAACUGAGGACAAUCACGGAAUCAGUUUUGAUAUCUAUGGUGAUGCAAUGUAGCAAUCACGUACCUCGUGCUGAGUUUCUUCUCUUUGCUCUUCGUACAUUAUGUAGAAUAAGUUACAUCAACUGGGACACGUUUUUACCGUCUCUUCUCUCUUCCGUUUCCGCUGCUGAAGCGUCCAUAAGCCAAGCUGCUCAAGCAGCGGCUGGUUCUUCUGCUACUUCUUCACAGUUACCUUCGAAUGCUGUCCCUAGCUCGUCUAAUUAUCAUUCCACCAAUCAAACCUCACUGUUGUUGCCUUCAGCUCACGGUAUUGGUUCUCCAUCACCUUCAGGAAACGAGCCAGGUUCUGUCACUGCUUUGGUGAGAGCUUCGGAUAUUGCAAGAGCAGGCCAAACUGUGAGAGACAAUGCUAUGAGAAACAAUCAACGCGUGAGAGCUGCGGCGAUAAACUGUCUCCGCCAGCUCAGUUGCAAGAUUAUCUUGAUCGGCGUUGAAUCUAGUCUCAAACCUGUGACUCACGCCGAGGUUUUCCAGUACAUGAUUAAUUGGCUUCUGAACUGGGACAGGAGAGAUCUGGGGACUGAUGACUCUUCGUGGAGAUCUGAGAAGACUUUAGCUGAAUGGUUGAGGAGCUGUUUGGAUGUGAUCUGGCUGUUGGUGGAAGAGGGUAAAUCUCGGAUUCCGUUUUAUGAGCUGUUGCGCAGUGGCCUGCAGUUUAUAGAGAACAUACCUGAUGAUGAAGCCUUGUUCACUCUUAUCAUGGAGAUACACCGGAGGCGAGACGAGAUGGCCAAGCACAUGCUCAUGUUGGACCAACACCUUCACUGUCCAACGUUUGGUACUCAUCGCAUAUCGUCUCAGACAACUGCUAACGUUUCAGUUGAAGCUGUGGCACACCUUCGCUAUUCACCGAUUACAUAUCCAAGUGUGCUUGGGGAGCCUCUGUAUGGAGAGGAUCUGGCGAUGUCUAUUCCAAAAGGAAGCCUGGAUUGGGAGAGAGCAGUGCGUUGCAUUAGACAUGCUAUUCGCACUACACCAUCGCCGGACUGGUGGAAACGUGUUCUUGUUGUGGCCCCAACUUAUAGACUUCAAGCACAAGCAGGGCCUAUCCCUGGUGCAGUUUUCACUUCUGACAUGAUCUGUGAGGCAAUCAUUGACAGGAUUGUUGAGCUUCUUAAGCUGACCAACUCAGAUGCAAAUUGCUGGCAAGACUGGCUUGUUUUCUCAGAUAUAUUCUUCUUCCUAAUCAAAAGUGGGUGUACUGAUUUUGUUGAUUUAAUUGAUAAGUUGGUGUUACGCCUUAACGGUGCUGAUAAUCAUAUUCUUCGAACGAAUCAUGUGACAUGGUUGCUUUCGCAAAUCAUACGCGUGGAGCUUGUGAUGACUGCUUUGAACUCUGAUCCUAAAAAGGUGGAGACUACUAGGAACAUCUUAUCAUUUCACAGGGAAGAUAGAAAUUCUGAUCCCAAUAAUCCUCAGAGUGUGUUGCUUGACUUCGUAAGCAGUUGUCAGAAUCUACGUAUUUGGUCACUAAGUGCAACAACUCGGGCAUACCUAAACAAUGAACAACUGCUGAAGGGAAAACAGAUCGAUGAAUGGUGGAGGAGCAAAGGAGAGCGCAUGAUGGAUUAUAUGAAUAUGGAUGAUAGGUCGAUAGGCAUGUUUUGGGUUGUUUCCUACACCAUGGCGCAACCGGCAAGUGAAACCGUUAUGAAUUGGUUAUCUUCAGCUGGCGUGGCUGAGUUGCCUGGAUUAACACCAAACGAGAGAGUAAUGAUGACGCAGGAAGUGACCCCACUACCGAUGUCACUAUUAUCUGGCUUUUCAAUUAACUUGUGCUUGAAAUUGGCCCUUCAAAUGGAAGAAGCUUUGUUCGUUAGCCAGGUUGUUCCUAGCAUUGCAAUGGUUGAGACAUACACAAGAUUGCUGCUCAUUUCCCCUCACUCGAUGUUCCGUUCGCAUUUCAGUAGAAAUGCUUCUCUGCUAAGCAAGCCUGGGGUGACUUUGCUUGUUCUUGAGAUUCUGAACUAUCGUUUGCUUCCGCUGUACAGGUAUCAAGGAAAGAGCAAAGCUUUAAUGUAUGAUGUUACUAAAAUAAUUUCUGCUCUGAAAGGAAAACGUGGCGACCAUCGUAUAUUCAGACUAGCUGAAAAUUUAUGCAUGAAUCUCAUUUUAUCACUCAGAGACUUCUUCUCUGUGAAACGUGAAGGCAAAGGGCCAACUGAAUUCACUGAAACAUUAAACCGCAUAACCAUCAUGACUCUUGCUAUCACAAUCAAAACACGGGGUAUCGCAGACGCUGAUCACCUGGUUUAUCUGCAAACCAUGUUGGAACAAAUACUCGCGACGAGUCAGCAUACGUGGUCAGAGAAGACGCUGCGCCAUUUCCCAUCCCUCCUCCGUGACACUUUGAAAGGACGUGUAGACAAGAGGAGCCUAUCAAUCCAGGCGUGGCAACAGGCUGAAACAACUGUGCUAAACCAGUGCACUCAGCUUCUCUCGCCAUCUGCUGAGCCCGACUACGUAAUGACAUACCUCAGUCACAGCUUUCCUCAACACCGUCAGUAUCUAUGCGCUGGUGCUUGUCUGCUGAUGCAGGGCCAUCCUGAUAAGAUCAACAGCGCCAAUCUGACACGUGUUCUGGGAGAAGUUUCUCCUGAAGAAGUCACUUCUAACAUAUACACAUUGGUAGACGUUAUGCUUCACCACGUUCAUGUAGACCUCCAGCAAGGACUCACUUUAAAGGAUGCUCUACUCAAGCACGGUGCAAAUCUUGCAUUUUUCUUCUGGACGCACGAAAUACUUCCUCUCGACAUUUUUCUUCUGGCGCUCAUUGACCGUGAUGAUGAUCAGCACGCCUUGAUAAUUGCAAUAAGCCUACUUGAAAGGCCAGAGCUUAUGCAGAGGAUUCAAGUCUACUGCACAAACCGUGGGCCUCCUGAACACUGGCUUUUCACGCAGGUUUUCAAACGCAAUGAACUCCAGAAGGCCCUUGGUAACCAUCUUUCUUGGAAGGACAGGUACCCAACGUUCUUUGAUGAUAUUGCGGCGCGUUUGCUUCCAGUUAUCCCUCUAGUGGUGUACAGGCUCAUCGAGAACAAUGCGAUGGAGGCAGCUGAUAAAAUUUUGUCAACCUACUCAAAUUUUCUGGCUUAUCAUCCUCUCAGAUUCACGUUUGUUCGUGAUAUACUUGCCUAUUUCUAUGGUUAUCUUCCUAGGAAGCUUGUUGUGCGCAUUCUCAAAGUGCUUGAUCUUAGCAAGAUUCCAUUCUCUGAAUCAUUCCCACAUCACAUCAGCACUUCCAAUGCCCCUACAUGCCCGCCUCUAGACUACUUCGCAGCUCUUCUGCUUAAUCUCGUAAACAACGUUAUACCUCCACUUAGCAGCAGCAGCAACUGCAGCUCGAGGUCUGGCUCAGCGGCAGACAUCUUAAACAGCUCAGCGAGACCUCCUCAUGGAAAAGUUCCAGGACCAGCUCAGCCCGGACCACCAAACGCCUCUGAGGGACAGAAAGCAUUCUAUCAGAUCCAGGACCCGGGAACCUACACUCAGUUGGUUCUUGAUACGGCCGUGAUCGAGAUCCUCUCACUUCCCGUCUCCGCUUCUCAGAUUGUCUCUUCGCUUGUCCAGAUAAUUGUCAACAUACAAUCCACGCUUAUUCAAUCUGGCAACGGCUUCCAGGGUGCUGCAAAUGGUGUGGGGCAAGGUUCGGUACUGCCUACGUCUCCCUCAGGAGGGAGCACGGACUCCAUGUGCGCAAGCCGGUCCACAGCGAGCUUUGUCUCAAGAAGCGGUUAUACAUGCCAGCAACUGUCGUGUCUGUUGAUUCAAGCUUGUGGGCUUCUGCUGGCUCAGCUCCCUCCAGAUUUUCACACGCAGCUUUACAUGGAGACGUCACGUGUGACAAAGGAAACAUGGUGGCUUACUGACGGGAAGAGAUCGGAAGGUGAACUAGUCUCUGCUGUUGGAUAUGCUUUGAUGGAUCCUACAUGGGCUGCUCAGGACAACACCUCCACAGCCAUUGGAAAUAUAGUCGCACUGCUUCAUGCUUUCUUUAGCAAUCUCCCACAAGAAUGGCUUGAUGGCACGCAUGUCAUCAUCAAGAACCUCAGGCCUGUGACAUCUGUUGCAAUGCUCAGAGUCGCGUUCCGUAUUAUGGGGCCACUACUCCCAAGGCUUGCCAACACACAUACACUCUUUAACAAGACGCUAGCCCUUCUCUUGAGCACACUGGUCGAUGUUUUUGGAAAGAACUCGCAGACAACGGUCCCUGUGGAAGCAUCCCAGAUUGCAGAUCUUAUCGAUUUCCUACACCAUGUUGUUCACUACGAGGGACAAGGAGGAGCUGUACAAACUAGCAGCAAGCCGAGACCAGACGUCUUGGCGUUAAUCGGAAGAGCAGCAGAUUCUCUGAGACCAGAUGUACAACACCUUCUCUCUCACCUCAAAACCGAUCCCAACUCUUCGAUAUAUGCAGCUGCUCAUCAGAAUACAGCAAAGACCAGUACCUCUUGA